Molecule: messenger RNA, 2169 nt
Organism: Nakaseomyces glabratus
Lineage: Eukaryota; Fungi; Ascomycota; Saccharomycetes; Saccharomycetales; Saccharomycetaceae
Gene: NUP2
Product: nucleoporin NUP2
Biological process (GO): NLS-bearing protein import into nucleus; protein export from nucleus
Cellular component (GO): cytoplasm; nuclear pore
Molecular function (GO): GTPase activator activity; structural constituent of nuclear pore
Source: RefSeq, a predicted model, not a curated record
AUGUCUAAGAGAGGAGCUGACAACCAAUUGACCAGAGAAGAGCUGGAUAGGGACGAUAUCUCGGAUGAAGAAACCCCUCACCAAGCUACUAUGGCCAGUUCAGACGUGAUAAGUCGUCGAAAGAUUGCGAUGCCCAAGCGUAAGAUGGCUUUUCCUUCAACUUUAAGAGGUAAUACAGACGAAAGCAAGACCGCAAAUGCGUUUUCAUUUUUGAAGAAGCCUCAAACUGAAAAGACUGCUGCCAAUGCGGAUGACAAACCCGCAAAAUUGAAAGCCCUCAACUUACAAUUCAAAGAUAAACUGGAAGAAUUUUUAAACAGUGAUCCUGCCUGCGAUUUGCGUCCUGUAUUUAUGAAGUAUGGAAAGUAUAUUGAUGAAAUUAACUCUUCAACUUCAAAAACAUCUGUACCCGAACCUAAAGCAUUUUCCUUCACUCCACAGAGUAUCACUGAAACCGUAGCUCCUGGCUUUGGUAAGGUUUCUGCCCCAAGAGCUACUACUACUCCAGAUGUUCAUACACCUAAACAAACUACAUUCCCAUUUGCACCACAGGCCCCAAAACCAGAGGCUGCUUCAUCACAGGAACCACCAAAGAGCUCAUUUACUUUCACUAAGCCAACUACUACAGUUUCUGACAGUAAAGCUAACGCUGACAGCUCAGAGAGUGACAGCGAAGAUGAGAAAGAAAUCAAAAUUACAGGUCCAACUUUCUCUAUUUCAACCAAACCAAUAACCUCAGAUUCUGUUUUCGCAUUUGGUGCUGCCAAGAAAGAACAAAAAAAGGACGAUAGCGAUAGCGAAAGUGAUGUAGAAAUUAAAGGUCCAGAAUUUAAAUUUGCAGGUGAGGUUAAGAGUGACGUCUUCAAACUACAUAAGAAAGCAGAUGAAAACAAAAAUGAAACCAAGACUGACAACUCUAAAGUAACGGAAAAUAAGGCCCCUACAUUUUCUUUUGGCUCAACACCAAAUCCUUUCAAUACUUCUGGCAGCAAAGAUGAGAAUAAUUCAGGAAGCAAUGAACCAGCAAAACAAGCAAACACAGUUCCAAAGCCAGCCUUUUCAUUCACAAAUAAUCUAAUUAGCAAAGAAUCCGAAAGUUCACAAGAGAAGAAGCCUUUAUCAUUCAACUUCACUGCCCCAAAGACUGACAACAAUGAAGUCCAAGAAGCAUCUGAAUCUGAAAAAACAAAGAGUAGUGAAUCAUCAACUUUUUCAUUUGGUAAUAAUACUACAACUAAAACCAACCCUUUCAGUGGAAAUACUUCAGGGUUUUCCUUUGGAAAACCUGCUUCUACAUCUAACACCACCGAAUCGAAACCUUCCAUAUCCUUUAGUAAGCCACAGAACAAUGAUACAGUUCCUAAAUCUGCAUUUUCCUUUGGGACAUCAGCCAAUACAGUAACUGAAACAAAUGAAGAAAAAGAUUCUAAUACCAAUGGAGGCAACGAAGAUUCAAAACCUGCGCUCAACUUCAACUUUUCAUCUAAUACAUCUAGUCAAAAGCCUUCAUUCAGUUUUGGAUCGACUUCUGAAAAAAAAGAGGAAACUACUGAACAUUCAACUACAUCAGGUGGUUUUUCAUUUGGACAAUCUAAAGCCCCUGCUUUUAGCUUUGGUACACCAGCCACAAAUACAACAACUAACAAUCCACCUUCUUCUGGAUUCAAAUUUUCUUUACCUUUUAACCAAGAAAAUAAAUCGAAUGAGGCUGAUUCCAGUAAAAUCAGUGAAAAGAAGGAGGAUGGGAAUUCUGCAACUGUAGAGACAACUGAAGAGCAAUCUACUUCUUCAUCCAUACAAUUACAAAACGGAGAAGAAGAUGAAACUCCAUUAUUCACAUGCAGGUCCAAGCUAAUGACAAUUAACACUAAAACCAAUGGUUAUGAUUCUCGCGGUGUUGGUGAAUUGAAGCUUCUACAAAAAAAGGAUGACAAGUCGAAAAUUAGACUACUGUGCAGAUCUGAUGGUAUGGGUAAUAUCCUAUUAAACACUGCUGUAGUAAAAUCAUUUAAGUAUUCACCUCUAACUCCUGAAAACGAGAAUUUAGUUAAGAUUCCAACCAUAGACAAAGAUGGUGCUCUCGUAACGUAUGUUGCUCGUUUCAAGCAAAAAGCUGAUGGUAGAUUGUUUGUCAAAUCCAUCGAAGAUGCCAAGAAUGAUAUGAACUAA